This is a messenger RNA of Yamadazyma tenuis ATCC 10573, 1701 nucleotides long. Its product is annotated as TBC domain-containing protein. Lineage: Eukaryota; Fungi; Ascomycota; Pichiomycetes; Serinales; Debaryomycetaceae. The record is from RefSeq and is a predicted model, not a curated record.
AUUCCCCCUGUAACUAUCCUCCUUCACUCCUUCCACACCAACUGUGUUCUUUCAUUUCAUUCAUUUAACCAAUCCAUUCCUUUACUUACCUAUACCCAUAUACUUGUCAGCCUUUGUCAUGUCCGAUUACGAGUCCCUUUUGGAGUUUGAAGAUAGUUUACAAACAAGCACCCAGAAAGAUACUUCGAUUACUUUGGGCAACUUGGAAGCCAAGAUCGAGUACAACUUGGUGGUUCCGUCCGACCAUUCUACCACCUCCCCAGAAAUCGCGUUAGAAGCCAUUUUCAACGGUUACGACUAUUCUAUGGAUGAGUUUACUUCGUGCAACAUCUGUGGUAAACCAAUAAACACCAACAGCGAUUGCUGUUUGAAGUUUAUUGAACAGUCCAAGCUCUCAUCAUCGUUAGAGUCGAGUUACUGGAGAUUGUUUUUGAAUAGUCCCACAAGAACCAUCAACACUCUUCCUCACUAUUCCCAGUUAUUGUUCUUGGAACAGGGAAUCCCAUUUCAGCUCCGGCCAACCGUCUGGAAGAAAUUGUUUUUGAUUCACUACAACAACGAGAUACCCGAGGCGUGUUUGUUGGUGUACAAGAACUUUCAACACUCGUACAACUCGGAGACGUCAGAUCAGAUCAGCAAGGACUUAAACAGAACCUUUCCAACUGUUUCGUUUUUCCUUGAUGAGAGAAACAUCAAGCAGCUUGAAACCGUCUUGAACGUCUAUGCGAACUACGACGUGGAAUUAGGCUACUGCCAGGGAUUAUUGUUCUUGGUGGGUACGUUAUUCUAUCAGUUCAAGGAUCCCCAGCUCACUUUCCACUCGUUGAUUACCAUCAUGGAGUCCGAGGUGGAAUUGCAUGACAUCUUCACCCAAGAAUUGAUGUCCUCCACCUUGAACAAAUGGUACAGUGAGUUCACUGGGAUGUUAUCCAAAUUAGACAAUGAGCUUUACGUGCAUAUGUCAUCAUUUGUGGAUAUGAAGGUAUUCUUAUACCAAUGGUGGCUUUCGUUCAUGUCGAGUCACACCCCAGAUUUUUCCAUCAUCAAUCGGAUCUUAGACUUUUGCUUAAUCCAAGGCUGGAAAAUAGGAAUGUUCAAGAUUUCUGCUGGGUUAUUAUUGGUUAACAAACCCAUUUUGAUGUCGUUGACAGAUGGAGAGGAAGAGGUGGUUUAUCAGCACCUUUUAUACGAGUGCAAAUGGGGGUUGGCAUUGAAAGAUAUCAACCAUUUCUUUGGUGAACUAUUAAUGAACUUUGACCCCCUGUUUUUCAACAAGAAUGAAGAUAUGUUGCAUAUUAACAAGCCCAUGAAAACACAUAAGAGAACCCAGUCUUCCAUGAUUGAUAAGUUCAGAAGUUUGAACAUCUCAAGCUACUCUUUGGGCAACACCUCCAACAACUCGAUUUUCUCCAAGAAAAUCUACACAACUGUCAACAAUGACACAGACUCUGUGUACUCCGAGGUCACCAUAGACUCGAGUAGUUCGGGAAACUCAAAAUUUGCAGAUUACUUGAAGAUCCCAUCACCUUUCGCCAAUAGCGAAAUAUCAAGACAAAAUAAGACCAUGAAAGAUUUGUUGAUCAAAUGCAUGGCAAACCUUGAUGAUGAGGAAUUAAUCAAGGAGAUUAUUCAAGUGAUUGCUUAAUAGGUACAUAAUAGAGACAGUUUAUAUUAUACCAAUUGACAAUUUAUCCGGGUAAA